CCACGCCACAAAGCGAAUCUUCUAUCAUCACCAAUAACCAUUCACCAGCCAUUAACGCUUUUCCUUAUCCUUCUCCUCUCUCUCUAUCCUUACACCAAAGCCAAUCUUCACUCACCAUUUCCUUCUUCGCAUUGUUCCUCACCAAUGGCUUCCCUCUCUCUCCCUAACCACUAUCUUCCCACCUUGCUUCGUUCUCACUCUCCCAACUACCCAUCUUCCCAAAACCUCCCACUCUCUUCCACGCCUUCAAAUUCUCAAUUUUUCGGUCUCAAGCUCUCUCAUUCUCCCUCUUCCUCAAUCCCCUCUUCUUCUUUCCUCAGACCCUCCAUUUUCGCCAAGGUGAAUAAAGGUUCAAAGCCACCGAAUUUCACACUCAAAGAUCAGAAUGGGAAGAAUGUGAGUCUCUCCAGCUUCAAGGGAAAGCCAGUAGUUGUGUAUUUCUACCCUGCUGAUGAGACCCCUGGCUGUACCAAACAGGCUUGUGCUUUCAGGGAUUCGUAUGAGAAGUUCAAGAAAGCAGGAGCAGUGGUUGUUGGGAUUAGUGGUGAUGAUGCUUCCUCUCACAAGGCAUUUGCCAGCAAAUACAAACUUCCAUUUACCUUGUUGAGUGAUGAGGGCAACAAGGUGAGAAAGGAAUGGGGAGUGCCAGGUGAUUUCUUUGGAUCAUUGCCUGGAAGAGAGACUUAUGUGAUUGAUAAAAAUGGGGUGGUCCAGCUUGUCUACAACAAUCAAUUCCAACCAGAAAAGCAUAUUGAUGAGACCCUGAAAAUACUUCAGAGCCUUUGAGGCUUUUUGAUUCUUUUGUAACUGUGAAUUUUAAGUUUGUAAGCUCUGUAAUUAUAUAGCUGAUUUUGGAGCCUUUGAUCACAUUCCUUGGAGGUGAUGACAUGUAGAGAGAAAAAGAUUAUAACCUCUCCGGAUGGAAAUAAUGCCUUCAUUUGCCAAAAAUACAGUGAGAUUAUAUAUGUAUCUUUUCCACCACAGUUUCUAUAUGAUUUGAAUUUGCUAUUUCAAA
Messenger RNA from Vigna unguiculata (cowpea), 1015 nucleotides. RefSeq names its product Thioredoxin superfamily protein (gene PRXQ). Gene Ontology annotation, cellular component: chloroplast thylakoid membrane; cytoplasm. The record is from RefSeq and is a predicted model, not a curated record. Lineage: Eukaryota; Viridiplantae; Streptophyta; Magnoliopsida; Fabales; Fabaceae. Gene Ontology annotation, biological process: cell redox homeostasis; cellular response to oxidative stress. Gene Ontology annotation, molecular function: thioredoxin peroxidase activity.